Messenger RNA from Rhipicephalus microplus (southern cattle tick), 9001 nucleotides. RefSeq lists its product as uncharacterized. The record is from RefSeq and is a predicted model, not a curated record. Lineage: Eukaryota; Metazoa; Arthropoda; Arachnida; Ixodida; Ixodidae. Gene Ontology annotation, cellular component: ER to Golgi transport vesicle membrane; endoplasmic reticulum exit site. Gene Ontology annotation, biological process: Golgi organization.
GCGUACUAACACCAAUAAGUAUGGAUGAACUGCUGACCGGUCAGUGCUACUGAAACCUUGACUGCCACAGAACGAUGAGCCGACGUAUGUUAAAGCACAGAUACCCAACAGGUUCAUCUCUCUGCUAUGCUAACACAGGAAAAGCAACAGAGACAGCCCAACCAGUUGCCCCGCUACCUCAGCCAGCUGCUGACGUAAUGCCUCAGUGGGAUGGUACUGCCAGCUUUCAGCCAGCACAGUAUCCUGCUGCAGUGCUGGAUCCACAGCAGCCGCAGAACAUCUCGCAGGAGGGUUGGCCUUCAUUGCCAACAGCAGCGGCCAACAGCAGCACUGCUGGUUCUGCAGUGCAGUACGGGCAAGGAGAGAACUACUGGAACUGGAACAUGCACCAGGAGUCUGCUGCAGUGGCAGGUGGGGACGGAAUGACGUCCCCCUCAACGCAGUCGUGGAACAGUGGUGGCUGGAGCGCUCCACAGCCGGAGGUGACCUCUGCACGUCCCCAGUCCUGGACAGGAGGGGGUGGGGUGCAGCCACCCAAUCCAACUGGAGUGGGUGGCGGUGCAAACUUGCACGAGGCUGCAGUGGCACCAGUUACAAGUGAUGGGACAUACCACCCUGCGUCGCUCUAUACCGGGGCUCAGUAUGUUCCACCUCAAGAGGGACAGCAAUAUGCUAGUGGAGGUGCUGUAACCGAGGGCACUGGUCCCCAGGAAGGUUGGGUUCCACCACCUUGGAGUAGUGACACUAGCCAGUGGCCAGCUGGCAAUGAGCAGCAGCAGCAGCAGCAGCAUCAACAGUAUGACUCUGUCCAGGCACAGUGGCAGUGGCAAGAAGGAAUGCCAGCUGAAGGCUGGCAAACUGCCAAUAACCAGUGGCAGGGCUAUGACUCUCAGGUGGGCGGCACAUCUCAUGCUGGCCAAUAUGAGGGCUCCUCCGUUGGGGCGUACAGCCCAUCGGAUGACUCACUGCAUUGUCUAGAACAACACCAGCAACAGCAACACCAGCAAGGACAGUCACAGCAGCUCCACGAACAAGGCCUGCCUAGCACAGCUGGAGAUUCUGCAACCGCUGAUGUGUCUUCCCCUGCGCACCCUUCCAAUUUUGCUUCAGAUAGUCACGAUGGCUCUCAAGGUAUUGUAGGGAGCCUGCAGGAGAAGUCACAACAGUAUGUUGAGUCUGGAGACGAGGGCACAAUAUCCAUGUUUUUUCAAGAUGGUAGUGCGUCUGUUCACGUUAUGAAAGAGGAAGGGAUGGCCGAAGCAGAGGAGAGCAGAGAAGGGCACAGCACUCAUGAUAUGCAGAUGGCACCAGAGCAUGUCGAGAAACAACCAGCCUCGUUGGGCACUGAGUCUCGUGAACAAGAGGUAGCAGCCAUGGGAAUGCCCGAAGAUGGCGCUACUGUCACAACAGAGUCUGUGAACCAGGAAGUUCCGGAUUCAGUUUUGAGGCCAGAGCCGCAAGAGGCAGUGCCUCUGCACAUGGAAGGCAGUGGUCCUGGUAGCGAAGAGGGUGUGUGUGCUGUUGCGUUGACACCUGGGGCUGAGCUUGGGGCUCAGUGUCCGGCGCCGUCCAAAAAGGCAGUGAUUCGGGCCCGUCAGGGAGGGCCCUUCAAGCCACCCGUUCUUGUUCGGCAAGGCUCAACUGAGACAGAUUACCUACGGGUUAUCUACCAAUUGUUAUGGUAUUUGUGGCAUGCUCUGUUGCAGCAGAAUGCCGCCCAGUUGCACCUUCCUCCCGACAACUUGGAGCUGCUGCCACCAGAUGAGGUUGCGCGACAUGCCUCUCUGCGUCACCUCCACCACAGGCAAGGUGUCGCAUCAUCACCAACAGGUGCUGUAGGCACGGGCUUGACGCUACUCGAUGCUCCUGACAUGCAAGCUGUAGUGACCCUGGCGCCAGCAGCGCCUCCCAUUCCACAUGACCGGCCAGCUUCACGUGGAGGCUCCCCCUCUGGGGUGGAAUCUAAUGAAGUGGUGGUGCAGUCAUCCAUUCCUUUGACCAGUGCCCCAGCUCCCACUGAGGAAGUGACGCCUCUGGAUGGCCACUCUCAAGCUACAGUACCAAGGAUGGUGGCACCUCCGCUCAUGCGACAGAGCCCCCUGGGGAGGGAAGAGGGAGCAGGGCGAAGCACCAUAGCUCCACCUCCACUGAGGGUCGCAGCAACGCUUGCGCCGAGCCCCUUGCUAGUUGACUCAUCGCUGCCGGAGAGGACCGAACCUUCAGGAAGCACUGACGGAGAGAAUCCGCUGCCUGUUGUCACAGCAACUCGUGUUGGUGAAGUGAAGGAAAGCCUGGUAGCUUUGAGACCUAAUGCGACAUCUACGCCGACAGCUGAUCCCUCCCCUCAUCAUGAAGCCAUCAAUGUUAGUGCAGUUCUGGCACACCCCAAACGCGACACAAAGGAACCUAGCGACAAGGCCAGUGAGUCACGUGUGCGGCAAGAGGAACCACCGAAAGAAAAGCACGAUGAUGGAAGUCCUAGGGACCAUCGUGAUGACAGGGAUUUUAGGGAAUCUAGGGAUUCUGUACAUGGACAGGACUACAGGGAUUCUCGAGACUCUAGGCCAGCCAGGGGACGUGGUAGUGAUGACGAAAGUUCAGAUUGCAAGGGAAGUAGAGAUGAUUUUGAACGGGACAGCAGGAGGAUUGGUGGCCGAGCAGAUUUCAGGAAUGACCAGGAAAAGAAAAGGGACCGUUACCACGAUCGGCCAGAGAAUCGACGGGAUGGUGCAAAAGAUGAUCGGGAUGAGUACAGGAGAGCAGGUGGGAGAAGUGGUGGUGUUGAGGAUUGGAAGAGGAGAGACGACUACCAUGGCGACCGAAGGGGUGACAGGAGAGAUGACCAGUACGAGGACCGGAGGGUAAACCGGCGGGAGGAGCUCAGGGAUGACGUUCGCAAAUCAAUCCGAAGGGGUGAUCAUUACUAUGACAGGAGAGACCAGUGGAGGGGGCAUGAAAGUGAUGACGACUGGAAAGAGCGACGAUCAGACCGUAGAACUGACCGUUACAGCAGCAGGCAUGACUACCGCUAUGAUGAUCGUCAGAGCGACCGAUACAGUGACCGUGGUCGACCAUCGAGCCGUACCUCUCAGGAUGCUUACCUCGAUGAUUUUGACCGGCGGGGCAAUCGAAGGCAUCGAGACAGCCACAACCGACCGUCAUCCAGGCAUAGUGAGUCCGACAGCUCAUCACCAGACUCUCGAAGGGGUUACAGCACUGGGAAGCACAGGAAGUAUCGAGAUGCGGAAAGGAUGGAGUCUGGCACCUACCAUGAUCAGAAGAGCUAUGCAGGAGCUGGUGGCUAUGACUACAAUGCUUACCGAAGAGACUACUACAAUUACUAUCACUAUGGCUACGCACCACGCUCGGGCUAUGGCUAUGGCUAUUAUGAUGAGUUGUACAGAACCAAUCCAGCCUACAAGCAGCAAGUGGAUGCCUACUAUGCUCGGCUAGGCUAUAACCCGGCACAAGUAAUGGAGCGCCUGAGUGUACAUUCUGGCCGGUCAUCGGCCAAUGGAGAUUCGCGCCGUGAUGAGAGCUUUGCUAGCAACACGGAAGAUGAUUGUGACCCCAGCAUUCUUGACCACGAGUCCUCACGGCUCGACCAUGUGCCUCAGCCAGAAGAGGUCAAGAAAUUCUCUCGACCACAUCCACUGGCUCGCUUUUGUGGCACAAAUGGUUUGCUCAAGCUGAUACCAACCCUAAGCAGUGGGGACCUGCCACCUCCUAUUGAAAUUCACAGCCUCAAGCACCUGUUCCAAAAGGAUCCGCAAUUUCACGAGUUGCAAGCAUUUCCAGGGCCUUUGGUCAGGUCUGAGACUCACAAGAACGACGUGAUCCAAUUCUGCACUCAGAGGAUCCAGUCAUUUGCCGAUGACCCCAGCUUGCCUGACCGGUCGUCACACAUCCUCCUUUGGGAGCUGCUUGUGCUCAUGCUCAGGCAAAACGGGUUUGUCUCAGGUUCGGACAUUGCGGAUUUGCUUCUUCGUGGCCACGAGAUCCUGGAACCGUCGACGUCUGCGUCAGCGCUUGCGAGUCGACCUGCAGGAGAGGGAGGCGAAGCGGCCUCACUUGAGGGGGCCGAUGAUGGCAGCAGCCCGUCACCUGAUGAGGGCAUUGUGGUGUCCGAUCGUGCCCAGCUUGGAAGCACGGGCUCGAGUCGUGUGCUGGCGAAAUUCCGAGAGUUCCUCCUCUUUGGGCAUAAAAAGGAUGCGCUGGAGUGGGCAGUGAAGUGUGGCCUGUGGGGCCACGCCCUGUCUCUAGCCUCGAAGAUGGAUGCCAGGACAUAUGCGGGCAUCAUGACUCGUUUCACGAAUGCCCUGGCCAUCAAUGACCCUUUGCAGACCCUGUAUCAACACCUGUCUGGUCGGCAACCUGCUGCAGUCACUUGCAUAGCGGAUGAAAAGUGGGGUGACUGGAGGCCCCACUUGGCCAUGAUCCUGUCCAACCCAUCAUCACGGCCAGAAGUGGAUGCGCGGAGCAUCACCACUCUGGGUGAUGUGCUUGCAAGUCGGGGUUGCCUGUCAGCAGCCCACUUCUGCUACCUGAUGGCCCAGGUGGAGUUUGGCACGUACGCCUGCAAGUCCAGCAAGAUGGUUCUGCUGGGAUCCAACCACCACACGCUUCCUUUCGAGGAGUUUGCAACUAACGAAGCAAUCCAAUGCACCGAAAUCUACGAAUACUCCCAGUCCCUUGCCAAUGCAGGCUACAUGCUUCCACAUCUGCAGACUUACAAGUUUCUUCAUGCCACACGGCUUGCAGAGUAUGGCUUCGCGCAAGAGGCACUGCACUAUUGUGAAGUCCUAGCAGAGGCAAUGGUUCGGCAUUGUGAGUCGGCGCAGCUGGCCGCCCAGACAUACGAGCUGGCCAACCGCCUCAAGUACCAUGACCCUCACUUCAGCCAGGGCCAAGGAGAGCUAGAGGAACUGGGUGAGCCCCUGUGGCUUGCCAACUUUGCCCACCUGGUCAACCAGCUGCUUCAGCAACUGCGUGGGAACAGCAGUAUGUCUCAGGUUGGCAUUUAUUACGGCCAGGAGAGCGGCUAUGAAGGUCACCUAGCACAACCUGUGUCCGGAGUCCCGAGCAUGGAGAGCUUGCACGGACAACAGGGUCAAGGCUUUAACAGCAGUACUGGAUUUUCAAUGUACGAUAGCAACAUGUCCAUUCUCGAGAAGUCGGGGAACGCUAACAGCUCAUACCUGGACACCUCUGCAUGUGGUGACAGUACGCAGGUGGCCUCUCCUUCGGCCGAGCAAUGGACAUCAUUGCCAAAGGUCACUCACGACUACACCCAGCACCCUUCUCCGAUGAGUGCGUCAUCCUUUGUAGCAGCGCCAACGUCUGCCGACAGUGGCUGGAGCACAGUGCCUCAGCUCUCAACACCUGCGCCGCCUCCUUUGGGCGAGUACAACUUUGUGAGCACAAGUCCGCCUUCCCUGCCUGCUGAGCCAGCUGCUGUGAUGAAUGGCAUGUCGCCACAGGCAGAUGGGUCAGCGCCUUCAUCACCACCUGUCAGCAGCCAGCCCGCCACAUUCGACUACUACAAGGCUAGCACUUAUUCGCCACAGAACAUGCAGCAUCACCGAACAUCACGAGAGCGUCUGAGCAGUGUCAGCAGCAGUGCAGACACCCGUGAUAGAAGGGACAGCGUUGACAGUGCUGCUUUGGCCUCGGGUCGGUCACGGCUACCGUCAGGGCCACAGUCCUCACUUGCCACCGACCAGUCGGCUUCGGAGUCUGAACGGUCCAAGCCAUCCUCAGCUAGCAAAGGAAAGACACAGGUGGCUGGCAAGAGUUGGCUGGGGGGCAUUUUCGGGAAGCUGCUUCCCAAGGGCCCCAAUCAAAUGAUCCUGCCCGAUGAUAAGGACCCUGAUAUUGUCUGGGAUGAGCAGAAGAAGUGCUGGGUCGACAAGAACGCUGCACCAGGUGAAGCGGAGAGUCGGAUGGCAGCUCCACCUUCGGACACAAGUUUUGGGGGUAAGCCAAGUCCAGUGAGUAGCAAGCCAGGAGAGAACCGCUUUCAGCUGAGCAAGCAGCGCUCUUUGCGGAAGCACUAUGUGGAUGUGCUGAAUCCGAGUAGCAACAAGGCAUCCGGUGACUCUCCAUCAGCGCCUGCAGUGGCAGCAUUUCCAGAACAGUCAGCUGCACAAGCCCCCGUCCAGUACUUUGUUCCCCAGGCUGUGGGUGACCAACAUGCCGAAAAUUCUGGCUACGACUUUGUGUCGCCUACUCCGUUGCCAGACCAGACUGCACCUGCUCCUCCACCACCUCCAGAAACCGUGCCUGCCUAUCAACCCACAGCCAAGGCUGUUUCGACGCCGAUGAUGUUUGAUCCCGCGGACUUCUCGUCAGGGGUUGCGGACAGCAGUCGCAACGCAGCUGGUGGUAACAUGGCCAGGAGGAGAGCCUACCCUACGUAGCAGAUGUCACUUCUAUGACUUGGCAGCCAUCUUGCGUACCUUUCUUUGCAAAUCCUUUUUUUUUUGGGGUCUUUUUUUUUUCCCUACUAGAGGACAGUAUUUCUUUUUUCAUGUGCUACUUUUUCCAACUCAUGGUACAAUUUGGGAUCUUAUUAUUUCUGACCUCCUAUUGUUUUUCUUCUUUUAUGUACUUGCCCUCCCAUGGAAGGGUAGUGUUCUGGGACUUUUCUGCCAUGUUUUCUGGUAGUAGGUUUAUUUCAUAAAGUUUGAUGAAACCCAUGUGGAAAUGCUUGAAAUUGUGCAGUGUGCAUGUUGUAUUAUGCCACUAUGCACUGUCAAUGAACAUUUACUUUUGUCAUAAUUAUCUUCACAUGUGCAUUCAUGUAGUAUUCAAAGACUGCACAUGUUGAGACCAAGGCUGGCGGUCCGCUGGUAUUAAGUGUGGCACUUAAUUUGCUAGAGUGCAUCAAAGCUACCUUCAUGACGCAAAUGAAAUUCUUGGUCGCAUGUUUCUUCCCACUUUACAUGCGACUGAAGCAGCACCAAGUCACUUUUAUGCUGCAUCAAGGUCCUUCAUAGCCUUAGAUUGUUUUUUAAGGCCUAGCAUGGCAGUUUUGAUCCUUACGUGCCGAAUAGCUGAGAAAUGGUAAAUUGUGAGUGCGACAAUGCAGUGCUGUAGGUAUCAUAUACCGCAUGAGCAAAACAUUGCUUUUUCAACACGAGCAUGGCAUAUUCGCUUGAUUGCUACUGCAAAAAAAUAAGUUUGUUUGCUCCCAAUGCAUUGCUCAGUAAUUGUAUGAUAUUUUGCAAUUUUUAACCUGGUUCUAAAUGAGAUUUCAUGAGCUUACCGAAAAGUAACACCAGUGACAGCUUGCUCACUCUGCAAGGGCUCAGAGGUUAUGCACAACUUGUGAUACCUAGAUCACCAUCUCUCCUACAAUCAAGGUUUAAGUCUAUACACAGAGUUAUUCUGCCUUUGAUUGCCAUCAGUCACAAUCGCAGCAGGCCUAGCCAAAUGGUGGCACGAGUGUUUUGCUAUCGUAUGUGCCCUGCAGCGAAGAUGAAACAAAGCAGAGGCAGUGUUCAAUGGACUUAUGACAAAAAGAAGAAAAAGAAAGAAAUGGUGCUGCUUAGUGCAUGGCUGUACAGUGCCACAAGGUCUUGCACGCCGAUGAUGACCAACUUUUGCCUUAACGAUGAUGAUUAAGAUUGCUUUGUGGAUCUCUCUUAUGAACUGCUUGGUUUUGGUGCAGGAUAUAGCACUCUGUAUCUUAUCUCUCCCUAAAGUAGGCAAUAGUGUUUGCCACUAUCGUUAUGGAGAUGCUGCUAUCAUUCCGUUGUGCGCAAAACCUCGGUGAUGAGGUGGCGUGCUGUAGUAAAUGCUGUUCAAAAGCUUAUAUUAGUGGUUGGUGAUGACCAUUUGUGAUGCCUUUUUUUGGGAGCUUUCUCCUAUUGUUUGUCUGUCUGCUUAAACUUAUUAUUGUACAUAGAAGCAGGCCUUUUAUAAACAUAGCAUAUGGCAGAGCUACAGUAGUACGAGUGCUGCGUCAGGCCUGAUGACUUGGUCCUGCCCUCAUAGCAAUUGUAGGUCUCUCUCACUGAUGGCCGCGAGUUGGAUUGAGACUUUUCUUUCUGCAAAUGGCUCUGUGGCUGGCAGUGCCGUUUGUAGAAGAAAUGCACUUUCUUUUGAACUAGAUAAUUUUUAACUUUUUGAAAUGAUUGUGAAAGGUACUUUAUCGGCAUUGUUUAUGAUAUUGUGGUGGGUAUUUUGGAUAGAGCAUGGAUCUUUUUGUUGUCUAUUCUGCAUGCAGGCACACAGUUGCGGCAAAAUAAAAGCGAAGCCUCUCAGCAAUGGCUGCUCUUUUUGUGUGCUUCACCAAUAACUCUGCUCAAUUUCUUUUGUUUGUAUUCAGGUGUGCACAUAUGUUGGAAAGCACAAAUAGGUAAUUUAAAGUUGUGCAUAAUAUCAGUCAAGGCGUGGGGCUCAAGAACUGCAUAACUGAAAGGCUGGGAUUCAGUGAUUUCAUACCUCAGUGCAUUUUCUUUGCUCUUUCUUCAUUAGAGCAGAGUUGGGAGCUGCAUUGAGCAUUGCUAGCAUUUGCCAAUCGGAUUGUGUUUUGAAGUGCAGUGCAAUCUAACCGUUGAGUGCCGGUCACUAAGGGACAAGGAAAAAAUGCAAUCUAGAGAGGAAUCACUGUUGAAAUGCCGUCCCUGUAUCCACCCAUAUGCACGUGCGGUCUUUAAAAUUUCUAUGGUGUCCUGAACUGUAUAUUUCAAUUUAUGUCUAAGGAAUUGCCUUGUGUACGUGAUCCCUAGGAAUGUUCCAAUUUUCUGCGAUCUUUCUCAGUGCUUUGAUAUAUAUUUGUUUUGUUUUUCACAUCUGAUGCGCGCAUUCGUGCCAUGCCUAUCGCGCACUUACGGGCAUGUCUGCUGCAUGAACGCACUGUUUGGGUGGGUUUUGCUUGUUAAAAAGCCAACUAGCAUUUGUUUUUUCCUAUGCUGGCUGUUCUCUGAGACAUGUACGGAAUGAAUGAAAAAAAAAAAAAAACGAUGCUGAAGGAAUAAAAGUUUCGGUGAGAACA